CAAUGUGAGCCGAAGCUGGUAUCUCUCUCUCUCUCUCUCUCUCUCUCUCUCUAGAAUUGAAGGAAGGUCGAGACUCGAAGGCUUGGUGGUGUCUACAAAUGCCGCAAACACUGUUGUUCCUCAAACCUUUCUUUUCAGCUCCAUCCACUCUCAGUUGGAGUAAACCAAAAAUAUGUGGAGACUUUGUUGAUGCCAACAUAAAAAUCCAUAGAAGAGCUGAGGUAGUUUGUCUUGGUAUGCUGGCUCCAAGAAAGUUCUUGCAAAAGAGGAAGAAAAUAGAAGUUUUCAAAGAUGCAGCUGACGAAGCUGAUCAGAAGAACUGGAGGAAACUUAUGAAUGAAAUUGAGGAGGCUGGAUCUGCAGUUUCAGUGCUCAGAAGCCAAAGGACCAGAAACGAGUCACUUCCCAAGGACCUUGUUCUGGGGACCCUGGUUAGAUUUAAGCAGCUAAAGAAAUGGAACCUUGUUAGUGAGAUUCUUGAAUGGCUUCGGACUCAGCAUUGGUGGCACUUUAAUGAGAUGGAUUUUCUUAUGCUUAUCACUGCUCAUGGGAAGCAGGGGGACUUUAACAAGGCCGAAAGGGUUUUGAGCUACAUGACCAAGAAGGGUUAUGCAUCAAAUGUAAUAUCCCACACUGCUCUUAUGGAAGCAUAUGGAAGAGGAGGUCAAUACAAUAAGGCUGAAGCAAUAUUCCGAAGGAUGCAGUCUUCAGGCCCUGAGCCUUCUGCUUUAACAUAUCAGAUAAUUCUGAAAGCAUUUGCUGAGGGGGACAAGUUUGAAGAGGCUGAAGAGAUAUUUGAUACCCUUCUGAAUGAGGAGAGUUCACCUUUGAGACCCGACCAGAAAAUGUUUCAUAUGAUGAUUUAUAUGUAUAAGAAAGCAGGGAGCUAUGAGAAAGCUCGUAAAAUAUUUGCAUUGAUGGCUGAGCGAGGAGUGAAGAAAUCUGCGGUUACUUAUAAUAGCUUAAUGUCAUUUGAAACAAAUUACAAGGAGGUUGCAAAUAUCUAUGACGAGAUGCAAAGAGCUGGCCUUGAACCUGAUGUUGUGAGUUAUGCAUUACUUAUUAAUGCUUAUGGAAAAGCUAGACGGGAAGAAGAAGCAUUGGCUGUUUUUGAGGAUAUGCUUGAUGCUGGUGUCAGGCCAACACAAAAAGCUUAUAACAUCUUGCUUGAUGCGUUUGCAAUCUCAGGAAUGGUGGAUCAAGCUCGAACUGUCUUUAAGAGCAUGCGAAGAGACAGAUGUACUCCUGAUCUCUGCUCUUACACAACAAUGUUAUCAGCUUAUGUGAAUGCAUCUGACAUGGAAGGUGCUGAGAAAUUCUUCAGAAGAAUAAAACAGGAUGGAUUUGAGGCCAAUGUUGUCACUUACGGGACAAUGAUCAAAGGCUAUGCAAAAGUGAAUAAUCUUGAUAAGAUGAUGGAGAAAUAUGAAGAAAUGCGUUUUAGUGGUAUCAAAGCGAAUCAAACCAUUUUCACAACAAUCAUGGAUGCAUAUGGUAAAAACACAGAUUUUGACAGUGCUGUUGUGUGGUUCAAAGAGAUGGAAUCUUGUGGGGUUCUUCCCGAUCAGAAAGCAAAGAAUAUUCUCUCGUCUUUGGCGAAAACAGUAGAAGAACAAAUGGAAGCUAACCGACUUGUAGGGCAUAGCAAUUCUUAUGCCAAUGAUAAUGAUGAUGAUGAAGAUCAUGAUUAUGAUGAUGAUUAUGCAGAGGAGACAGUUUCUGUUGAAGAAGAUGAGCUGAUUGCUUUGAUUGGUGAUCAUCAACAUGAACAAGGUGUCCUACAUGCUGUAAAUUUUGAUGCUCUAUAAAAUUUUUGACAUUUUGAAUGUAUUAGUACACAUGGAGUACUUGGCUGUGACAUAAAAAUUUGAUGAGAUUAGUCCCAGAACAUUUUGUUGAAAUGAAAUCCUUCAAAUGUAUGUUACAACAUUUGAAAUGAAGUCCAGGUUGAUAGUGCAA
Molecule: messenger RNA, 1959 nt
Organism: Camellia sinensis
Lineage: Eukaryota; Viridiplantae; Streptophyta; Magnoliopsida; Ericales; Theaceae
Product: Tetratricopeptide repeat (TPR)-like superfamily protein
Biological process (GO): RNA processing
Cellular component (GO): chloroplast
Molecular function (GO): protein binding; mRNA binding
Source: RefSeq, a predicted model, not a curated record